CUCAGACGGGUUCUGUUGAUUCAUUGAAAAGAUUCGACUCAAAGGAAUCAGAUUUCGUUAGUGUAAGUGGGCGUUGUAAUCUGUGUACACAGAGCUUGAAUUAUUCUCAGCAAACACAAGAACAGCGGCGUAUGCAAACAUCCCCGUUAACAUUUAGCAACUUUUAAAAUCUGUUUUUAAUGUCGUGACUUCUUAGUUUUCAUCAGUUUUUACUCUCUGUUAUGGAUAUGGGCUAAAUCUUUAAACGCUGUCGAUGCAUAACAAUAUAAAAUGGGUUCGACGAGCUCCACCCUAUUAAAAAUCCCAAACGUCGAGGAGUUGAUGCAAGAAACGGGCUUCUCAUCUGCCCACAUUAUUCGUCUGUAUGAUCGCUUCAAAGCUCUGGAUAAAGAAGGACGAGGUCAUCUCUGUCCUCAUGAUUUUGGAGCCAUAAAGGAGCUGGCAAUGAACCCCAUAGGAGACAGAAUAAUAGGUGCCUUCUUCUCCCCAGGACAGGAAACAGUGGACUUUAACACUUUUGUGAAGAUCCUGGCGCAUUUCCGGCCCGUUGACAAGGACCGACCCAGAGAUCCAAAUUCUCCUGAACCCAUAAACAGCAGGAGCAACAAACUCAAAUUUGCGUUUCAUUUGUAUGACCAGGACAAGGAUGGCAAGAUUUCCAGAGAUGAGCUUUUAAAGGUUCUCCGGGACAUGCUGGGGAUGCAGGUGACAGAGGAGCAGCUGGAGAGCAUAGCAGACCGCACUAUACAGGAAGCAGAUCUAGACCGUGAUGACGCAAUAUCUUUUGAGGAGUUUCGGAAGUCUCUGGAGAAGGUCAACAUUGAUCACAAGAUGAGCAUUCGUUUCUUGCGCUAGACUAGAGCAUCGUGGGAAAGCUUCAAUACCAACCAUGUACGCAAUCGCACAGGACAGUUUGACGGGAUCAGCCUUUGUCUGUCUAACGGGAUUUUAAUGCACUGGUAAUGUCUGCACAUUGACGAAUGAUUUACACUACUGUUCAAAAGUUUAGAUUAGUAACGUUAAAAGUACAGUUAAAAGUUCAGCCGUGUUUUGUUGUGUACAGUAGGUGGCGCCAAGUGCAUACUGUUGAAUUGAAAUUAGCAAAGAUGCCUUAAAUUGACCAGAAAGUGACAGUAAAGACAUUAUUUCUUUUCAUCAAAGAAUCCUAAAAAAUAUCUCCACAAAAAAUAUUUGAGUAUUAAAUCAGCCUAUUAUAGUGAUUUCUGAAGGAUCAUGUGACACUGAAGACUGGAGUAAUGAUGCUGAUUUCAGCUUUGCCAUCACUGGAAUAAAUUACAUUUUAAAAUAUAUUAAAAUAGAAACUGUUAUUUUAACUUUUAA
Messenger RNA from Megalobrama amblycephala (Wuchang bream), 1341 nucleotides. It is a transcript of the gene chp2, whose product is annotated as calcineurin-like EF-hand protein 2. NCBI's taxonomy places the organism in Eukaryota, Metazoa, Chordata, Actinopteri, Cypriniformes, Xenocyprididae. The record is from RefSeq and is a predicted model, not a curated record. The coding region runs from base 271 to 855 and encodes 194 amino acids. The transcript has 7 exons. Gene Ontology annotation, molecular function: calcium ion binding.